AUGUCGAGUGAUGAUAAAAGUAAAUCUGGUGAACAAAAGACUGAGCCCAAGUGUGAACAAAAGUGUGAGCCCAAGUGUGAACAAAAGUGUGAGUCCAAAUGCCAGCCCAGCUGUUUAAAGAAGCUGUUGCAACGGUGCUCUGACAAGUGUCCACGGGACAAGUGUCCAUCACCAUGCCCACCAAAGUGCCCCCCUCCGUGCCCCCCUCCGUGCCCCCCACCAUGCCCUCCCCCCAAGCCCUGUACCAAGCCCUGUCCUCCUAAAUGCCCCUCUCUGUGCCCACCCCCAGAGUGA
Molecule: messenger RNA, 294 nt
Organism: Trichechus manatus latirostris (Florida manatee)
Lineage: Eukaryota; Metazoa; Chordata; Mammalia; Sirenia; Trichechidae
Gene: LELP1
Product: late cornified envelope like proline rich 1
Exons: 1
Coding region: 1-294 (97 amino acids)
Source: RefSeq, a predicted model, not a curated record